AUGAGAGAUGCUGGGAUUUCGGGAGAUGCUGUGGAUGCUGGCGGUGGUGCCUUUGUCGAUGAUGCUUUGGCGUGGACCAUAAGACGAAAGCCAGUUCUUGCGAAGCCCAAUCGAGAUACCCAAGUCCAUCUGCCACGCCCACCAACCGCCACGCCCACCAUCCGCCACGCCCACCAUCCGCCACGCCCACCAUCCCCACGCCUAAAAUCCCCACGCCCACCAUCCGCCACGCCCACCAACCGCCACGCCCACCAUCCCCACGCCUACCAACCCCACGCCCACCAUCCCCACGCCCACCAUCCCCAAGCCCACCAUCCGCCACGCCCACCAUCCCCACGCCUACCAUCCGCCACGCCCCACCAUCCCCACGCCCACCAUCCGCCACGCCCACCAUCCCCACGCCCACCAUCCGCCACGCCCACCAUCCCCAGCCCACCAUCCCCAAACCCCACCAUCCCCACGCCCACCAUCCGCCACGCCCACCAUCCCCACGCCCACCAUCCCCACACGCCCACCAUCCGCCACGCCCACCAUCCCCCACGCACCAUCCCCGCCACCAUCCCCACGCCCACCAUCCCCAUGCCCACCAUCCGGCCACGCCCACCAUCCCCACGCCACCAUCCCCACGCCACCAUCCGCCACGCCCACCAUCCCCACGCCCCAUCCCCACGCCCACCAUCCGCCAACCCACCAUCCCCACGCCCACCAUCCCACGCCCACCAUCCCCACGCCCACCAUCCCCACGCCCACCAUCCCCACGCCCACCAUCCGCCACGCCCACCAUCCCCACGCCCCACCAUCCCCACGCCCACCAUCCGCCACGCCCACCAUCCCCACGCCCACCAUCCCCACGCCCACCAUCCCCAAGUGCAUAAUGUAGCGAAUGACGUCAUAAAGGACAUGGAAUCUUGCAUGACUGGUCCUAUCAUGACAUCGAUAAUUCUAAAUCCUCCAUUGUCAGAAACUCCAAUAUCCACCUUCAAAAAUUGUGAUUCCAAGAUAUCGAAUUAA
Messenger RNA from Penaeus monodon (black tiger shrimp), 1011 nucleotides. RefSeq names its product vegetative cell wall protein gp1-like. Bases 1 to 1011 code for a protein of 336 amino acids. NCBI's taxonomy places the organism in Eukaryota, Metazoa, Arthropoda, Malacostraca, Decapoda, Penaeidae. The transcript has 4 exons. The record is from RefSeq and is a predicted model, not a curated record.